AUGUCAGAUUCCAACAACACUCUUCAUCUUCCAUUGCCGGAAUACUCCACCACCGGUGACCCACUAACCAACCUCUCAGCGAUCCAACACCGAGUCGACUCAUUGAGUCGCAUCCUAUCCAACUCGGUCAACCGCAACACCCCUCUGUCAAAGAACGACUCCAACACGAUCACCGCCGAGUUAACCUCCGCCAUCCACCACGUCGUAAUCAACGGCGCAGCCCUCCUUUCCUCGUCUCAUGUAGCCCACCACAGCCCACAAAUGGACAGUGAGAAUCCCGAGAUAGUUGAACUAGACGCGAUGGAGCUCACAGCUGAAUACACCCACACCUGCCAAGUUUGUGGGAAGGGAUUCAAACGAGAUGCCAACCUACGGAUGCAUAUGCGGGCACACGGAGACAGAUUCAAAACCCUCGAUUCCCUCAUGAAGCCGGGCAAUCUUAAAAAAUCCGAGGGUUUUGGUCGGGAAACGAGGUUUUCGUGUCCGUAUGUCGGUUGCAAUAGGAACAAGAAGCACAAUGAAUUCCGGGCAUUGAAAUCAGUGGUUUGUGUGAAGAAUCAUUUUAAAAGGAGCCACUGUCCAAAGAGGUUUCCGUGUAACCGGUGUAAGAAGAAGCGUUUCUCGGUGUUGUCGGAUUUGAAGAGUCAUAUGAAGCACUGUACGGUGGUGGCGGUGGCGGUGGUGGACGAAAAUACGUGUUCGUGUUCGUGUGGGAGAAUGUUUUCAAACAAGGAAGAAUUGUUUGAGCAUAUGUCAUUGUUUGAAGGACAUAUGCCAGCUAAUGUUGUAGUUGAAGAAGUUGAGAAAUGCAGGUCGGGAUUGGUUGAGGUUGAGGUUGAGGUUGAGGAUGAUCAAAUGGGUUUGUGGUCUUCAAUUGAGGAGUUGAUUCAAUUCUGA
Molecule: messenger RNA, 897 nt
Organism: Spinacia oleracea (spinach)
Lineage: Eukaryota; Viridiplantae; Streptophyta; Magnoliopsida; Caryophyllales; Amaranthaceae
Product: protein SENSITIVE TO PROTON RHIZOTOXICITY 2
Exons: 1
Coding region: 1-897 (298 amino acids)
Biological process (GO): response to acidic pH; response to aluminum ion
Source: RefSeq, a predicted model, not a curated record